Messenger RNA from Trichoderma citrinoviride, 3075 nucleotides. RefSeq lists its product as hypothetical. The record is from RefSeq and is a predicted model, not a curated record. Lineage: Eukaryota; Fungi; Ascomycota; Sordariomycetes; Hypocreales; Hypocreaceae. Gene Ontology annotation, molecular function: metal ion binding. Bases 4 to 3075 code for a protein of 1023 amino acids. The transcript has 7 exons.
GCAAUGGCUCAAUCAGGUUAUGGGUACGACUACGACCCAUUACAUAGCUAUCCUCCACGCGCUCCGUAUGCGCAUCAGCCAUAUCAUCCCUCAUAUCCGGUUCCAGCGAAUAGCUAUCCAAAUGGUGCGGUGCGAACCAUUGUACAUGGCGAACCGGCUCCCAGAGAUGCCUAUAAUCACCAUAAUGUGAUUCCUGGGCUGGCUUUGAACUACUCGCAGAACGCGGCGCAGUGGCAAGACGGCUGGGCGAACCAGCAGCAGCCCUCUUUCGGACCAGGACAUCCCGAUGCUACUCAAGUCAAUGUUUCUACGCAACAGACCGAUAUGAGUGAGGAGGGCGAGAUCAGCGAAGGUGAGGUGGAGGAUGUCUAUGAGCCAAGGGACGCCGAGACCGUCGGCGGCACAUCAUACAUGCGUAUAGACACAGGAAACUUCUCCGGACUGAGCAAUACAAACGGCAGGCAGACGGCCGAUGACCCCUCAGCCGUCAUCUCCGCAGGUCGAGAUCGCUCAGGUUCAUAUUCACCUUACCUUUCCCCUCAGGAAAUCGACCAUCAUUCUUCCGACGAACCACAGUUGAACAAUACCAAGCCUUCGCAAGUAGCAGAGCCGGUCGCCAAAAUGAACAGAGAGAAUCAAUCCGCUCCCAGCUCACCGCACGUCAAGACUGUUGCUGCGGCACGAAAACAGGCCCGGGAUGCCAUUCUUCGGCUAUGGCCAUUAAACGUACGAUACCAGGACUACGUCAACGAGGGGAUCGAUAAAUCCAUAUUGGACGGCCUUUUCGAGGAGCUGGGAUUUGAUGUAGAUGCAGCAGGCAAUGCUGCAGCUGCAUCCGCAUCCGUGGCAGCUUCAGCUCCCCCGCCAGCCGCAAAACAGCAACGUUCAACAAAGACCCAGUCUGAGAAAUCGAAGAUUCUAUAUCAAAAGAUGGAGGCUCUGCGAAAAGCUCGUGAACUCGAGGCGCGAGGACAGAAGCGCCCUCAUUCAGACGCGCCUCCUCAACAAACCCAACAAGUAACGGACAAGGGCAAUGAUGCUACAGCAGCAGCCUCAUUCGAUACGACCACCAUUGGCAUACGUGCUGCCUCGCGGGAAUGCACGCCAGCCCAAAGCGUCAGCCCCAAUGGACACCCUCCGUCAAUUCCAGGUCUCUUUCUCUCUUCCACGCCGCAGCCUCCACAGUCUACGCAUGCAUUAUUGGAGCGCUCGGCCUCUACCGGCAUGGUGGAUUCGAACCCGAGGCCUUCGAAGCGUCCAUUUGGCCAGACCAGAAAGCCCGUCCCAUUUCUCAUUGAUGUUAGCGACGACGAAGAUGAUGCUGAAAUGGACAUUGACUCUCCUGAGCAAAAAGUAACAGUGCUGGCUACGAGAGCACAUCCGGCGCUCAAGACUUCGGUGUCCCUUCGUACCAUUCCAUCUGUUGCCGACAGUGCGGCUGCAGCACAACAAUAUUCGAGCCCUAUGACCACGCCUCCUGGCGGUGGCAGCGACAACAGCGCCGCGAAAGACAACUUGGACAACAUGACCAAGAAGAUUGAAGCCAUGAAGAGAAGAAUCGCAGAGGCUGAGGCGCGUAAGAAAGCAAAGCAGUCCCAACCAGAUUCACCGGCUCUUCCAGCGAUGAACGGCGACUCCACCAAUGGCACUUUUGAGACUACCAUCAACAGCAAAGCUACGAGUCUGCCCGUAUCCUUGUCUAUCGAAAGCCAGGACCUCCCACGCUCAACUCCCCCAAUGUCAGCCUCGUCACCAGGGCUGCCUCGAUUAUCUGAAGCGAGUCCACAAAGUGGAAACGAACGACACCGCAGUCGCUCGCGUGCGGCUAGCGAGCGCCUCCCAAUCAUUGAAGCCCGUCGCCGAGAGCAACAGCUCAAGCUGCAGCUCCUGCAAGCUCAGAUGGCGAAUAUUCAACGCGAGAUUCAACAAAGCCUUGAAGAAGAGGAGAAGUUGAAGGAGGACGUUGAUGCAGUAUCGAGCAGCGAAGAAACACAAGAGCCGCAAGCCUUGUCUCCUGCUAAGCCGUCAAGUCCUUCUUCUCCAUUGACGGACGCAAUGGAUAUUGCGAGCAUAUCCUCGCAACACAACCUUGGAGCUCGACAAACCCGUGAGACGUCACCACAUCAGCUUGAAGAUUCCCAAUACGAACAGCAGCCCAACUCGCUCAUUGCUGAGGAGACCAAAGAAAAGCCGUCAGCUAACGAACUGGCCUCAAUCCAAGCGGCGAAUACAACAGCUGUACUCGUUGAUGACCUUGGCCAGGGGCCUGAUCAGACCGUUGUGUCGGUGCAAGACGAUGACGCUACCACCACGCUGGUAGAGGAGACGGUAGAGGAGACACAAACUUCCGCCCUGUCGGAAGCCGGCGACGCCAACGACGCAGAAGACGGAUCAGACGGCUACGAGCCUCCAGACGCUGAACUAUCCAGCCCCUCGGGGGAGUCCUUGCGAGCUUCAACUUCCUUCAGUCCCGCGCCUGCUGACCUGGCUUCGUCCGAAGUGGGCACGAGUGGUCUGCAGGAUCAAGAAAUCGCGACAGAAACGACUGCCGCACAACAGAUCUCUACGGGCCGAGGGGAUACAGCUUCUGAAAGUGGAAGAGAAGUAGACGUUUCCCUGCGCACAGAGGGCCGACCGCUUUGUCUAAUCGCGCAACAGGUUGAUCAAUCGCCCCUUCGAUACUUCCACGCAUAUCGUUUCCAUCCCGAGUACUCCAAGACCGUCGCAGGCGGCCUUCGCUCCUUAACAUACAGCAAUAAGAUAGAUGUGAAGCACCAGCUGUGCCCCGACGAGCUGCUCCACAACAGCUGUUCGAAGGGCAAAGAGUGCGAGUUCCAACAUUUCGAGGACAUGAAAGCACCGGAUGACCAAAUCCUCCUCCAGCUUGGCGCUCACAACGAGUUUGACGAGGCGAGGAAGAACGAGUACAUCAACGGGCUGAAGCUCCUCUUGACGGAUUUCCGCAACCGCAAGGUCAAGGACUUUCAGACCAUCAGCCAGGGGAUCAUUGACUACCGAGCCCAAUUUCUCGGAGACAAGAGCAAGAUCCUCCCCUUGGGCGGCGUUACGAUCUGA